Messenger RNA from Suillus discolor, 2683 nucleotides. RefSeq lists its product as uncharacterized. The record is from RefSeq and is a predicted model, not a curated record. Gene Ontology annotation, molecular function: metal ion binding. NCBI's taxonomy places the organism in Eukaryota, Fungi, Basidiomycota, Agaricomycetes, Boletales, Suillaceae. The coding region runs from base 188 to 2542 and encodes 784 amino acids. The transcript is spliced from 6 exons.
GUGUUUUAUACCCUUUGUGUUUAGACCAAUUGAUAAAUUCAGGUGGAAACUCCUGAAGGGUCGCCAUCUACAUAUCGCGUCAUCAUAGAUCGAUAUCUCUUCAACUAUCCUUAGUGUUUGCCAUCAUCAACUAGCAAUUGCCUGCGCCUGUCAUCAGGGGCUUUUGUGAGCCGAGGCAAUUCCAGCGAUGGCUCAGACACGCUGUAUGUUCUUCGAUGAAAAUGGCACUGAACGCAAUGGAGGCUGUUACUCGGGAGAUCGAUGCAAAUUUAUUCAUCCUGGAAACCCCGCUUGGGAUACAGCCCCGAGUCGGAAUGCUCCGAGAGGUCGCGGAAUGGGCAGAGGUGGAUUUGGAGAAUCGAGAGGGUCGUUUAGUCGUGGAAGAGGGCGUGGAUCUGGACCUGUUAAUCAAUCUAGUUCAUUUUCGGCGUCGGGAUGGGAUACUGGAGGAGGAACUGAUAAUAAUGCACAGAAGCCGAACUCGGGCUGGGCGAUAACAAGUACAAGUACAAAAGAUACUGAUAAACAAGCCAAUGUUGCCACCGCGUCUCUGUGGGACACUGGUGACUCAUGGGGCACGGCCUCAGACUCAGGAGCAAAAAAAUCUUCUGCAGGUGGAUGGGGUGACAAUGACACCUGGGGUGGUAAUGACACAUGGGGCGGUAACUCCGGAACAAAAGAUCAAUCUGGAGGCGGAUGGGGUAAUACUUCCGGUGGCGACAUGUCUUCAUGGGGCGCGGCAGACACGACAGACACCACGCUGCGCGCACAGGAGAAACUUGGCAGCUCAAAUGCAAUGGACACUUCUACAAGCACAUGGGGUGACACUCCCGGUGGCGGGUGGGGCAGUCCUGCGGGUGGCGCCAAAUCUCAUGGUGGAUGGGGCGCGUCGGGAACGACUGAAAUGACGUCGGUUGCACAGCCGAAACGUAAUGAUGCCGACCAAGAGAAUCACAGAUUUAAACCAUCACAAGUUCCUCCACCACGACCUCCGCGUCGUGGCUCGCGAGUACAGGACGACGAGGAAGAAACGCGUCCCAAGAUGACCGGGACGAAUGACGUCCCAAUGGUCAAUACAAGAUGGAUCAAGAAAGCGGACACGACAGUGCCACCCCAUGUGGAGUCUUCUGAGCGAUCUCGCCUUCCGCCGCUCCAGACGAGCGCAUUAAACAACGCGACUCCCCGAGAGCCACCAGCUCCAUUGUCCGCCAACCGCUCUGAGGACGACCGAAUGGACGUGGAUGGUUGGAGGCGGGAUGUGAUACCGGAGAAAGUUCGUGACAGGUCGCCUUCCCUAUCGACAGUGACAGGACCAGCUAUCACUCGCAAGAGGAAAUAUGGAAACUCGGGCCUCGAGAGGAAGCAGGAUAUGUGGAAGGAUUUUAUCAGAUUGUGCGACCGCGCCGUUCGAGCAAAAGUAGAUCUCGCGAAGGCAGAGGCAGAACGUCAAAACUGGAGAAGGGCACAGAAGUCUACUAACUAUUCCCGCAUCGGCGAAGCUGGCCGCAUUCGCCUGGAUGGACAUCGGACAGAGCUUGAGAAAGUUUGUGCUGGUCACUACGAUAAACUAUCGCAGGCGAUCAGUGAACUUGCGGAGGUUGGAGACAAGCUGAAAUCUGGCAUAGACUAUGAACAACGUUACGAUAUUGGAAACGAGGUGGCGCGCUACUCAAAUGAAGUCGGGGCUUGGUUAUCAGAUAUCCGCCCACUACUCAUUGCCAACACCACCGAACAGCCCAAAGAUACUAAUCAUCCUACUCCUCAUGAAGAUGAAUCACCUGAAGAACCACCAGCUAUUCCAGACAGUCUGGAUCCCUUGCGAUCCCGUCUGGACAAACAAGAGGAGCAACUCGAGGAACUGCGAACAGUGCUGACGCUCGAGUCUUCUAAUGAUCCUCUUGCUACUAUCAACAACACAAUUGACAAGAAGAUAGAUCUCUUGCGUAAAGAUCGAGCGGAGGCCAAGGCCCAACGCGCUAAGCUGCCUCCACCGAAGGUUGUUAUACCACCCGAGGCGACGGGCGCUAUAGAAGAUGUUUCUCGUAAGGCGGUGGAACUGAGCGCGGCUAUGGAAGCGCCUAUCAAUGACGUCGCAAAGUUACUCAUUGGUCAAAACGACAUACAGAAAAUACAGGCUUCUUUCAAAACUGAGAACGAAGAACUCAAAAAAUUGAUAGUCAAGCUCACCGAGACGUCCGCUGCUAAUCGGAAACUGAUCCAAGAACAAACCGAAGCCAUUCAGCGUCUCAAGGUUUCACUCGAGGCAGCUUCUGAAUCACAACGCGCUCCUGCACCCCCUGCCGAACCCCCAGUCAAAGUCAUGUUCGACGACCUUCGUGCAGCAGUUGAUGAUGUGCUGCAUGGUAUUGUAUCGCGCGAAGUCGUUCCUACGAUAAAUAGAUUGCGCGACGAUUGCUGGAAAGAUAACCAGCACUUUCAUAAGGAGGUGUUUGAGAUAAUCUGGGAUAAAAUUGAGCCCAGCUUAAGGAUCGCCGAAGCUGUCAACCGAUGGGCGACAAGGUUAGAACUCCCUGCAUCCUGAUGCGUACCUCGUCAAGCCAUCCGUCCAUUCAUUAUCUACUUGCUUGUAAACAUCCAUCUUACCUGUUCAGCCUACACUAGUCGACAUUACUCUCGGAUUACUCGGUUACUUCCCUUAAUAAGUAAACUUUCUGUACUCCAG